Messenger RNA from Scleropages formosus (Asian bonytongue), 2868 nucleotides. It is a transcript of the gene fgf13a, whose product is annotated as fibroblast growth factor 13a. Gene Ontology annotation, molecular function: growth factor activity. The transcript has 6 exons. Lineage: Eukaryota; Metazoa; Chordata; Actinopteri; Osteoglossiformes; Osteoglossidae. The coding region runs from base 749 to 1429 and encodes 226 amino acids. The record is from RefSeq and is a predicted model, not a curated record.
CCCUGUGUGUAGCUGCGAGUCUCAUAUUUGAAGAAAUUAAUGGGAUUUUACCGCUCGCUUCAGUGGGGUUGUAGUCUGUUUUGACAGGCGAUCAAUUUUUAAAUCCUCAUGUACAUCCCCACCAGCACUUGCACAAAAUCUAGUGUUCUUCACCUGACCUGGGACCCCCCACCCAUGCCUCCCUUGAGUAACUAUCCGGUUUGAAAUGACGAUGAACGUGGGACCGAAGGGCGGCCCUCAGGGAGGCCGCACAAGCAGCCCGAACGAAAAAAUAUCACCGAUUAGUCGAUACGACUCAUGUCGUACAUCUUUAUUUAUUUAUAUGUACGUCUCUUUAUUUGGCAGACAUUCAUAACUGCGGCGACUUCCUGGCAUUGCAAAUCAUACAUACGGCGUGCACAUUUUUUCCAGAAUAGUAAACAAAUCGUUAAAUCGGGCGGGUGGGAAGGCGCACAGUGGGCCCGGUGUGUGACGACAGCCCGAGUGCGUAUACCGGUGGAGGAGAACGGCGCCGGCACGCUCGGGCCAAUUCUGCGCGGUCAGCCAGGACUGACGCCGUAGCCACAUCCGUGAUUAGGCGGUUUGUCACGCAUCCAUCUCGGACAUGAACCGAUGCGAAGAUUUAUCUCAUUAAAUUAAUGGCCGGGACCAGAAGUCCCGCUCCCAAGCCCCCUCUAACCUCAGUUCGUUUUGCUAUGAUGUGGCCACAGUCCAGGAUGACGCUGCCCCAGGUACCCAGGAGUACAUUAUGUUACGUCAGGAUUCCAUCCAUUCUGCGGAUUUAAGGAAAAAAGGGUCCCCUUUUCGCGCUAAGUGUCACGAAAUCUUCUGCUGCCCACUGAAGCAAGUCGUCCUCAAAGAGAACACAGAGCCUGAAGAGCCCCAGCUGAAGGGCAUUGUGACGAAGCUGUACAGCCGACAGGGCUUCCACCUGCAGCUGCAAGCAGAUGGAACCAUCGACGGCACCAAGGAGGAGGACAAUGGUUACACCAUGUUCAACCUCAUCCCCGUGGGCCUCCGGGUGGUGGCCAUCCAGGGAGUGCAGACCAAACUGUACCUGGCCAUGAACAGCGAGGGCUACCUGUACACAUCGGAACACUUCACGCCCGAGUGCAAGUUCAAAGAGUCGGUGUUUGAGAACUACUACGUGACGUACUCCUCCAUGAUCUACCGGCAGCAGCAGUCGGGAAGGGGCUGGUACCUGGGUCUCAACAAGGAGGGUGAGAUCAUGAAGGGCAACCAUGUGAAGAAAAACAAACCGGCGGCGCACUUCUUACCCAAACCGCUCAAAGUGGCCAUGUACAGGGAGCCCUCGCUCCAUGACCUCACCGAGUUCUCUCGCUCGGGCAGCGGGACGCCAACCAAGAGCCGGAGCGCGUCCGCCGUGCUCAACGGUGGCAAGACGGUGAGCCAGAACGAGUCAACGUAGGGCGGUCGGCGGCGGCUCGGCCGGAUCCUGCGCAAAACCUCCGGAUUCCUGUGACUUCCAAGCUGAUUCCUCUCACCCUCUCCUGUCAUCAGCGGUUGAGGACAAAAGACAAGAACGACUCCACGUCUGAUUUUGGCCCGGCGGCGUUUCACUUUUCCCGCUGCCAUGGCCACAAGCACGAGAAAAUAACGAUGCUCAAAAGGAUACGAGAAUGACGCCACCGACUGUUCCAGUAGCUCGCUCUUGUAAAGAUGAAACCCAGCAGUCCUUCCGAGGUUUCUUUGUCCCUUUGGGUGACCAUUCUUGUAAGUCGUGGUCGGGUAGGCCGCCCCGUUGGCUCCAGUCCAGAUGUCAAGGCUCAUCGGGCACUGCUUAGGAGGAGGGGCCUGAUCUCUAACUCCUCCCUGCUGUCUGAGCACAGGGCGCGACCCCUCAGUGCUACAGCUAGAAGGCAACGUUUUUGGUAGAGGCUCGCAUCAUCGGGGAAGUGCCACCAUUCCGCGGAACUGAAAACAUCGAGAAGCUGUGACUCCAGUCGGCCUUUGUGUUUUCCAGACCAUUCGAGAGCUUUUUCCCUGUUUUUCUUGUUUCGUGUUAGUGUGUUUUGCUGUUCUGCAGAGCGAGGAACACCGAUCCUGCAGACUGUCCAUGUAUAAUGACGAAGGGAAGCAGCGAUGAAGUGAUGCAAACACAGGAACUGGGCAGAGAAGGAAUGGAGAAUUACUGCAUGUGGGAAUAUGAUUCAGUAUUGAGAUGGUAAAUUAACUGGUGUGCAAAGUUACUGUAUGACUGUUAACUGUCCCCCUUCUGUGUUAAUCCUGUUGAGUUGUCUCUGUCUCCGCCCCCUUUGUCCAUAGCCAAUCAAGUGGUUGUGUCAAACCUUGCGCCCUCCUUCGGCAGUCAAUCAUUGGCUGGCUGCUCACCAUGGCAACUUGGUCACGUCCUCGCCCAGGGCACCGUUUUGUGUACAAAUAACUCAUCGUGGUGACAAUUUUCUAUGGGAAACUUUAAAAAAAAAAAAAAAAUCUGUGGAAGUUUAGGUGGCUUGACAUUUUAUAUAAUAUGUCAUAUUUGUAAAAGUGAACAUAAUUAAAAAAACAAUAAAGUUCCCUUUGUUGCACAGGGCAUGCACCAAUACGUUGUGAACAAGGACCCCUCUUUGUUGGCAAAAUUCUGAUUUUACUGCAGUACCACGGCAUCAUACCUGCCCAUUGGAGGUUCUUGUUUCUUUGGUUUAAUUAUAUCUUUACAUGAAACAUAUCUGCUGCAUGGGAGACAGCUGGGACUUCUGAAAUAGAGCUGCAUGACAUAGGCUAUGUGUAAUAUUCCAUGUUGGACCAUUUGUGUCCAAAGAGCACCAGGGACAAAAACAACACUUUCACGGUUGCUUUCAGCCCAUUACUUUCCAAUUGUUUAUUAUAUGUUAUAUACACACAAAA